Molecule: messenger RNA, 7835 nt
Organism: Drosophila hydei
Lineage: Eukaryota; Metazoa; Arthropoda; Insecta; Diptera; Drosophilidae
Product: tetratricopeptide repeat protein 28
Exons: 5
Coding region: 1-7530 (2509 amino acids)
Molecular function (GO): protein binding
Source: RefSeq, a predicted model, not a curated record
AUGACGAAUUAUGAGAAUCUUAUAAAUUUGCCAUUAAAUUUUAAUGCAAAUAAUCAUGCAAAUAAUAAUGAGAACAAUGGCAAAAUUGCUGUUGGCGAGCAGCUAUUGAAUAAGAUGUCGCAGCGGGACUUCUCCGAGAAUGAACCGGAAUGCACACCGGAGCUGCCCGCUGCAAAUCGCGCGCUCUUCUUGGAGAAGGUGCGCCAGUCGAACGCUGCCUGCCAGAGCGGAGACUUUGCCACCGCCGUGCUGCUGUACACGGACGCACUGCAGCUGGAUCCGGGCAAUCAUAUACUCUACAGCAACCGUUCGGCGGCGCGGCUCAAGCAGGGACAGUUUGCAGCGGCGCUGCAGGAUGCGACGCAGGCGCGUGAAUUGUGCCCACAGUGGCCCAAGGCGUAUUUUCGUCAAGGCGUUGCGCUGCAGUGCCUGGGCAGGUAUGGCGAGGCGUUGGCUUCCUUCGCCGCCGGCCUGGCACAGGAGCCGAGCCACAAGCAGCUGCUGGCGGGUCUUGUCGAGGCCUCGCUGAAAAGUCCGCUGCGUGCGGCACUGGAGCCGACGCUGCAGCAGCUGCGCGCCAUGCAGCUGCACGAGUCACCGUUCGUGGUCAGCUCCGUGGUCGGGCAGGAGUUGUUGCAGGCUUCGCAGUAUCAGGCGGCGGUUGCCGUGCUGGAGGCGGCGCUGCGCAUUGGCAGCUGCUCGCUCAAGCUGCGUGGAUCCGUCUUCAGUGCAUUGAGCUCGGCGCACUGGGCGCUCAAUCAGCUGGACCAAGCUAUUGGCUAUAUGCAGCAGGACUUGGCCGUGGCCAAGUCGCUGGGCGACACAGCCGGCGAGUGCCGUGCCCAUGGCAAUCUGGGCUCCGCCUACUUCAGUCAGGGCGCCUACAAGGAGGCACUCACAGCGCAUCGCUACCAGCUGGUGCUGGCCAUGAAGUGCAAGGACACACAGGCAGCCGCCUCGGCUUUGACCUCACUCGGCCAUGUGUACACGGCCAGCGGAGACUAUCCCAACGCCCUGGCCUCCCACAAGCAGUGCGUGCAGCUCUUCAAGCAACUCGGCGAUCGACUGCAAGAGGCGCGCGAAAUCGGCAAUGUGGGCGCCGUCUACUUGGCCCUGGGUGAGUGCGAGGCGGCACUCGAUUGCCACACGCAACAUCUGCGUCUGGCGAGGAAGCUGCACGAUCAGGUGGAAGAAGCGCGCGCCUAUUCCAAUCUCGGCUCUGCGCAUCAUCAGCGGCGGCAGUUUGGCCAGGCGGCCGCCUGCCACGAGCAGGUGCUGCGCAUAGCUCAGACGCUGGGCGAUCGCAGCAUAGAGGCGCGCGCCUAUGCGGGAUUGGGGCAUGCGGCACGCUGUGCCGGCGAUGCGGCCGCCUCGAAGCGCUGGCACGAACGCCAGCUGGCCAUGGCGCUGGCUGCGCGCGAUAAGCUUGGCGAAGGACGCGCCUGUUCCAAUCUGGGCAUCGUGUAUCAGCUGCUGGGCGCCCACGAUGCGGCGCUGAAGCUGCACCAGGCACAUCUGGGUAUUGCACGCGCCUUGGGCGAUCGGGCGGGCAUGGGACGUGCCUAUGGCAACAUGGGCAAUGCCCACGCUGCCGCUGGCGCCUACGAGGCAGCUGUCAAGUAUCACAAACAGGAGCUGGCCAUUAGCCAGGCCGUCAACGAUCGCAGCGCCGAGGCGGCCACGCACGGCAACCUGGCGGUUGCCUACCAGGCGCUGGGCGCCCAUGAUGCAGCACUGGCGCACUAUCGCGCCCAUCUGGCCACCGCCAGAUCCCUGAAGGAUGCGGCUGGCGAGGCUUGUGCGCUGCUCAAUCUAGGCAACUGCCUCAGCGCACGCCAGCUCUACGGCGAGGCGGUGCCGCACUACGAGAGCUACUUGAUGCUCGCCCAAGAGCUGGGCGACGUGGCCGCCGAGGGCAAGGCCUGCCAUCUGCUGGGCUAUGCCCACUAUUGCCUGGGCAAUUAUCGCGCCGCUGUGCGCUACUACGAUCAGGAUCUGGCCCUGGCCAAGGACGCACAGCAUCGGCCGCACAUGGGACGCGCCUACUGCAAUCUAGGCCUGGCUCACCUGGCGCUGGGCCACACGGCCGCCGCCCUGGAGUGCCAGCAACUGUUCUUGGCUGUUGCCCAUGCCACUGGUCAGCUGCCGGCCAAGUUCCGAGCACUGGGCAACAUUGGCGACAUACUCAUACGCACCGGUGCCCACGAGGAGGCCAUUAAGCUGUAUCAGCGUCAGCUGGCGCUGGCUAGGUCGGCCGGCGAGCGCGCCAUGGAGGCGGCUGCCUGUGGCGCUUUGGGCUUGGCGCAUCGUUUGCUGCGGCGUUGGGACAAGGCGCUCGGGCAUCAUACACAGGAGCUGACACUGCGCCAGGAGCUGGGCGAUCUGGCUGGGGAGUGUCGCGCCCAUGGUCAUCUGGGCGCUGUGCACAUGGCGCUGUGCAGCUGGACGCAUGCCGUCAAGUGCUAUCAGGAGCAACUGGAGCGCGCCCAGGAACAACGAGAUGCCGCCGUCGAGGCACAGGCACACGGAAAUCUCGGCAUUGCUCGGCUCAAUAUGGCGCACUAUGAGGCGGCCAUUGGCUGCCUGGAGGCGCAGCUGGGCACCUUGGAGCGCGUGUCGCUGCCCUCGACGCAGGCGGAUCGCGCCCGAGCACUGGGACAUCUGGGGGAUUGCUAUGCUGCGCUGGGCGACUAUGAGGAGGCGUUGAAGUGUCACGAGCGCCAGCUGCAGCUGGCACUGGGCCUGGCCAGCCAUCGCGAUCAGGAGCGCGCCUAUCGCGGCCUCGGCCAGGCUCGCCGCGCCCUGGGGCAGCUGGCGACGGCGCUGGUGUGUCUGGAGAAGCGUCUGGUCGUCGCCCACGAGCUGCACAGUGCCGAGGUCAAGGCGCUAGCCUAUGGCGACUUGGGCCAUGUGCACGCAGCGCUUGGUAAUCAUGCCCAGGCGCUCAACUGCUUGGAGCAUCAGCGGGAGUUGGCACGCGGCCUGCAGGAUCGCGCCCUCGAAUCGGAUGCAAUGUGCGCCUUGGGGCAGGUGCAGCAGCGCAUGGGUCAACAUGCCGAGGCGCUGCAGCUACACGAACAGGAUCUCCAGCUGUGCACCGAGCUGGCGGCGCCAGCCUUGCAGGCACGCGCCGUGGGCAAUCUGGGCGCCGUGCACGAGGCACUGGGACAACAGGAGGAGGCGCUCAAAUGCUACGAACGACAAUUGGCACUCAGCACAGAUCGACUGGGCAAAGCGCUGGCCUGCGGAGCCCUGGGCCGUGUGCAUCAUCAGCUGGAGCAGCACGCGCAGGCAGUGGAAUAUCUGCGGCAGGGCUUGGCCAGUGCGCAGUCCAUUGGCAAGUCAGAGGAGGAGGCCAAGAUAAGACAUCAACUGGGUCUUGCUCUGCGUUCCUCUGGCGACGCUGAAGGCGCUCGCAUACAACUGGAAACGGCCGCCCAGCUGCUGGAGUCCGUGCGCCAGGAGCAGCGCAGCCCUGAGACGCGUCUAGCUCUCUACGAGCUGCAGACGAGCUGCUACCAUCUGCUGCAGCAGCUGCUCGUGGCUCUGCAACGUAGCGAGGAUGCGCUGGUCGCUGCGGAGCGCUGCAAGGCGCGCAACGGCGCCGAUGCAACUGUCGGCGAUGCCAAGGCCACAGCAACAACAGCAAACAGCACUGCGGACAUCGAUGCCAUUUUGGAGGCAGUGAACCGAGGCCGCAUGCCCGUGCUCUACUACAGCUUGGCCGGGGAGCAGCUCUAUGCCUGGCUGCUGCAGCCACAGACGGGCAUCGUGCGCUUCCAUGCGGCGCGCAUUGAUCCGCAGACGCUGCAGCUGCCGCUGUCGCUCAAUGAGUGCCAUGAGGAGGAGGACGACGACGAGCAGCAGCCGGAGCAACAGAAGCAGCAGCGCGAUGAUGAUCCUGAACCAGCGGGUCAACUCCUGCUGGAGCGCUAUGUCAACAUGGUGCGUGAUAAUCUUGGCGUCAACUCCCAGAACCUGUUACACGAGGGCGAUGGCAGCGGCUGGCGUGCCAGCAGCGAGCAGCUGCUGGAGGACUUGCCCGGAGCUGGUGCCGGCGGCGGUGGCUUUCUGCGCAUGGUCAGCCGCAAUCAGCUGCUGAACUCAUCCAACUACUCGCUCAGCUCACUGUUCUCUCUGGGCUCCGUGGCUAGUCUGCAGGGCUCCACGCGAUCCGUGGGCAGCCGUAGCUCCCGGCGAGCGCCCGCUCCGCCCGCGUGGCGUGGACCCGCCUGCCUACACACGCUCUACAAUCUGCUGCUGGCGCCGUUCGAUGAUCUGUUGCCCAGCGGCGCCAGCGUGUCGCGCCAAGGCAGACGUGAGCUCAUCCUGGUGCUGGACAGCGCCCUCUACCUGGUGCCAUUCGCCAUAUUACGCGCCGCGGGCGAUGAUGGCGAGUACCUGUCGGAGCGCUGUGCUCUGUUAACGGCGCCAUCACUGCAGGCGCUGCGCGGCCGCUCCCGAAGCCGACGAGAUCGUGGUCGCCCGCCAACAGCUCUGGUCGUCGGUGGACCGCGGGUACCAUCCGCUCUUGCGGAGCGCUGGGGCUGGGCCGCCGCCGAAUCGCCAGCAGCCUUGCAGGAGGCCGCCAUGGUUGCAGACAUGCUGCAGGCAAAUGCUCUAGCCGGCUGCAAUGCCACCAAGGAGUCUGUGCUGGCCGAGCUGCCUGGCGCCGAGUGCGUGCAUUUUGCCGCCAAUCUCAGCUGGAAACUUGGCGCUGUGGUGCUCAGUCCGGGCGAUGUGGUUACCGCCGAGCAGCAGCAACAGAAGGAGCCACAUGAGCCUCAGCUAUCUGACUUUACAUUGGCUGCCGCAGAGCUGCGUCAGCUGCGCCUCGGCGCACGCCUGGUGGUGCUCAGCUCCUAUCACUCCGUGGAGCCCAUAACAGGCACUGGUGUUGCCCAGCUGGCCGGUGGCUGGCUGCUGGCCGGCGCCGGCGCUGUGCUCAUCUCGCUCUGGCCAGUGCCGGAGACAGCGGCCAAAAUUCUGCUGCGCGCCUUCUACUCGGCCCUGCUCCAGGGCGCACGAGCGGCACGCGCAUUGGCAGAGGCCAUGCAAACGGUGCAGCAUACCAAGCACUUUGCACAUCCGGCCAACUGGGCUGGCUUUUUGCUCGUGGGCGCCAAUGUGAGGUUAUCGAACAAGGUGGCGCUGCUGGGCCAUGCACUGUGCGAGCUGCUGCGCACGCCGGAACGCUGUCGGGAUGCGCUGCGUGUGUGCCUGCAUCUGGUGGAGAAGAGCCUGCAGCGGAUACAUCGCGGCCAAAAGAACGCCAUGUACACAACUCAGCAGAGCAUUGAGAACAAAGCUGGACCGGUGGCCGGAUGGAAGGAUUUGCUAAUGGCUGUGGGCUUUCGCUUCGAGCCAGCCGCCAAUGGCAUACCCUCUAGCGUGUUCUUCCCGCAAACGGAUCCCGAGGAGCGGCUAUCCCAGUGCUCGGCCAGCCUGCAGGCGCUGCUGGCCCUGACGCCCGCUACGCUCCAGGCGCUGGCCAAGCUGGUGAACAGUGCCGAGCAUGCGGAUGAUAUUAUUGCCGUAGUACGCAACAUAUUGGCUCAGUUCCCUGCCAAGCCGGAGGCUGAGGCCUGCAUUGAGAUGCCGUUGAGCGUGCGCCUGUGGCGCGUUGCCGGCUGCCACGAGCUGCUGGCUUCGGUGGGCUUCGAUCUGACCGAGGUGGGCGCGGACCAGGUUAUACUGCGCACCGGCAAACAGGCCAAUCGACGUCACUGUCAGUUCGUGCUGCAGGCGCUCCUCGCGCUCUUCGAUACACACGAGGCACCCAAGAGUCUUAGUCUAGACUCGGCAGCUCACAGCAGCAGCAGCUGCGAGUCGCUGACGGAGCCCGAGCUAACUGCCGCACCCGUACAGCCUGUUACGUCGAAUGGCAACAGCUCCACGCCCGUUGCAGCCACCAACGCCACACAGUCGCCUCUGCCGCUGCAUCCACGCAGCGCAUUCAUCUCGUACGUGCGUCGCCGCGGCGAGCCCGACGGCGGCGGCGGCCUAGACUCCAGUCUGGCCAACACCACGGACAGCGAGCACUCGCUUUCCGAUGGCUAUGCCACGCAGGCGGGCAACGGGCAGCCAGCUGCACGCUUGGGCUAUGCCAGCCUGCGUGGUCCAGUGCGCGUCUCGCGGCCUGGCGGCGGUGGUGAGAGUGAUGCGGCCUUUACGCCCAGUCCGCCGGUAACCGACCCCAGCCUGUCGCUGGCGCUAGCUCACCAGACGCGCAUACGCUGCCUCUACGCUCAGCCGAGCACAGUUGCUUCAUCAGCUGCGCCUUUGGCGAACUCCAGCCGUCGACCCGAUAGCUCAAGCUCAGCCAGCAGCACCACAACGGACUGGGAGGGCUCCGGACAUGCAACAGUGCUGCGACGUGGAGCAGCUGCUGGCGCUCAGCAGCAGCAGCCGCAGCAACAACAGACGCAACUGCAGCAGCAGCCACCGCUGCCGCCGCCUCGUCCGCCCGUCUAUCACAAUUUAGGCGCUGGCGGACGCAGCAAGCCGAAAAUCAAGCUGGGCAGCGCACAGAGCUCGCUGGCGGCACGCGUUAACAAGGAGCAUGCUCUAUUCAUGGACAGACUGAGCGUGCGCACCGAGCUGAAUGCCCCAGCAGUGCCCAAUGGCGCGGCGAGUAACGUGGGUGGCGGCGGAGGCGCCGUGGUCACUGGAGGGCAGCGUAAGGCGCUAACAUUGUCGGAAGAGGAGGCUGCCAGUGUGGCCUUUAAUCCGGCCAGCCUGUACUUUUCGCCAGCUGACAGCGAGCUGCUGGGUGAGCCCAAGCAGCCACUGGAGGAGACGCCAGUGAAGCCGAGCGCCAAGUGCAUUCAGGACAGCAUUAUGCGGCACAUGAAUCGCGAGCUGACGCCCAGCAUCUCGGAGCUGUAUCAUGAGCGCAAUUUGGGUCUGGGUCUGGCACCGCCGCUCUCCAAGCUGCUGCUCAAUCCGAACUACGAGGAGCAGGAGGUGACUGCCAUGGUCGAAAGCAACAAUCCAUCUGCUGGUAAUGCGGCUGCCAUCAAAACCCUCGUGGAUGCAGUUAACGAGCUGGAGCUGAGCGGCAGUUCGUCCGGCGCCACAAUACCAACUGUGGUCGGCGGCGGCGAACCGGAAAACAAUCCGGUCAACGGCGUCGGGGACACCGAGCGCUUCUGUUCCAUAUGCGGCGAGCACGCAGACGUCGUCUGCCGCUGCAAGGCGGCCACCAUGCAGAAGAAGUCCACACUAAAGCCCUGGCUAAGCAAUGUGCCCGCCAGCAGCCUGGUCCAGGCUAGCGAGCUAACUACCGCAGAGAUACUGGAGCGACGUCUGGAAACGGUGGCAGCAACCAGCGCACCAUUUACCGCCGAGCUAUGUCGUCGCGACGAGGGCGACGGACGCUCCGUAGCCGAUUCGCAGUGCAGCAGCAACUACAAACGGGUGCUGGCCACCGCCGGCGCCGUCAGUCUGGUGGUUGGCAUCGGUGCUGGCGAUGCGGAAGCCCAGAACACAACAUCGCCUGCCACCUGCUCGGCAGCGCGUCUCGUCUAGAUGCGACUACCCCACCACUUGCCACUUGCCACUUGCCACUUGCCACUUGCCACUUGCCGCUCUUCAAUUGAUAUUAGACUUUAUUUAUAGGCUUAAUCGGAGACACCCUGUACUGAUCAUCGUAGCAUUAGUUAUUGCAUUUUAUUUAUUUAUUUAUAUACAAUAUCCGUCAACAUUAGUUAGAUAAGACACACACACACAUACAUGCACACUUGCAUUUGUAAUUUGUAAUGUUUCAACGAAGCCACUGAUUAAAUUUUAUGCAUUUAUGUGACCUUCUUUAGCAGAAUCCAUUUGUACAGCUU